This is a messenger RNA of Castor canadensis (American beaver), 2024 nucleotides long. RefSeq names its product thyroid hormone receptor interactor 6 (gene Trip6). The record is from RefSeq and is a predicted model, not a curated record. Gene Ontology annotation, cellular component: cytoplasm; stress fiber; focal adhesion. NCBI's taxonomy places the organism in Eukaryota, Metazoa, Chordata, Mammalia, Rodentia, Castoridae. Gene Ontology annotation, biological process: signal transduction; positive regulation of non-canonical NF-kappaB signal transduction.
ACGGGGGUGGAGAUCAGGAGCUUCCAGCUUCCGCAGCCUGGCUGCCACGUGCAGAGCUGGGACGCCUGGCUAGGGGGCGGAGAGGGGGGAAAUCUUUGGAUUUGGAAGUCGUGGGGCCUGUGCCUCCCGUCCUAACCAGCCCCCCUUUGACUCGGCUCUAGAGGAGAUUCCUCCCAUCUCGGCAGGAGGGGGCCAGUUCAGGGAGGGACAGCAGAUUAGGGCCUAGGGGGCCACGUGACCCUCCCCCAGGAAUGCAGUGACGUCACUGGGGGCGUGGCCGUCCCCAAAAUUGGGGAGGAAGGGGAAAAAAAGAAGCAGAAAAAGUUUCUUUCCUGGAGUCCCAAACGAAGUGUGGGACAGAACAAGAGGUGGGGAUCAAGGCCACAGUCCUAGGGCUUUGUGAAGCUCUGACCGCUGUCUGGAGUACCCCCUGUUCCAGGCCAUGUCGGGGCCCACCUGGCUCCCCCCAAAGCAACCAGAGCCCAACAGAGUUCUUCAGGGGAGAGCGCUCCCUCGAGGCCCCACAGGGUCGUCAUCAGUCCACGGAGCAGCACUCCAGUCCCACCCCAGGGUCAAUUUUUGCCCCCUCCCAUCUGAGCAGUGUUACCAGGCCCCAGGGGGACCAGAGGAUCGGGGGCCGACCUGGGUGGGGUCCCAUGGAACACCCCAGCGUUUACAGGGACUCCCCCCAGACAGGGGGGGCCUGCGCCCAGGAAGUCUGGAUGCUGAGAUAGAUUCACUGACCAGCAUGCUGGCUGAGUUAGAUGGGGGUCGAGGUCAUGUUCCACGACGACCAGACCGGCAGGCUUAUGAGCCCCCUCCACCUCCUGCCUACCGCCCAGGUUCCCUGAAAUCCAAUGGAGGGAGUGUUCCACCCCCGCUGCUCCCUGCAUCCCCCUAUGGGGGCCCCACUCCAGCCUCCUAUGCUACCGCCAGCACCCCAGCUGGCCCUGCCUUCCCAGUGCAAGUGAAGGUGGCCCAACCUGUGAGAGGCUGUGGCCCGCCCAGGCGGGGGGCCUCUCAGGCCUCUGGGCCCCUUCCAGGCCCCCACUUUCCUCUCCCAGGCCGAAGUGAAGUCUGGGGGGCUGGCUAUAGAAGCCACCGUGAGCCAGGGCCAGGGGGCAAGGAGGAGGUAACUGGAGUCUCUGGCCCUGUAGGAGGAGGAAGAGGAGGCGGGCAUGGGCCCCAGGUCCACUUGAGCCAGCCUCCGGAGGAGGAGCUGGAGAGACUGACCAAGAAGUUGGUGCAUGACAUGAGUCACCCACCCAGCGGGGAGUACUUUGGCCGGUGUGGCGGCUGUGGAGAAGAUGUGGUCGGAGAUGGGGCUGGGGUUGUGGCCCUAGACCGUGUCUUCCAUGUUGGCUGCUUUGUGUGUUCCACGUGCCGGGCCCAGCUCCGGGGCCAGCAUUUCUAUGCAGUGGAGAGGAGGGCCUAUUGUGAGAGCUGCUAUGUGGCUACCCUGGAGAAAUGUUCUACAUGCUCCCAACCUAUCCUGGACCGUAUCCUGCGGGCCAUGGGGAAGGCCUACCACCCUGGCUGCUUCACCUGUGUGGUGUGCCACCGUGGCCUUGAUGGCAUCCCCUUCACAGUGGAUGCCACCAGCCAGAUCCACUGCAUUGAGGACUUCCACAGGAAGUUUGCCCCACGAUGUUCAGUGUGUGGUGGGGCCAUCAUGCCUGAGCCAGGUCAGGAAGAGACAGUGAGAAUCGUUGCUCUGGAUCGCAGUUUUCACAUUGGCUGUUACAAGUGUGAGGAAUGUGGACUGCUGCUGUCCUCUGAGGGUGAGUGUCAGGGCUGUUACCCGCUGGAUGGCCACAUCUUGUGCAAGGCCUGCAGUGCCUGGCGCAUCCAAGAGCUCUCAGCCACUGUCACCACCGACUGCUGAGUCUUCUGAGAAGCACAGGCUGCCAUCCUAAGUCCCCAUCCAUCACCCUCCCUGAAAUCUACACUUAGAAUUUUUCACCAGAUGCUGUCCCUUCUUCCUCCAAUCAUGAAAUAAUAAUCCUUCAAGAGUUUACAAAACA